Molecule: messenger RNA, 2110 nt
Organism: Orbicella faveolata
Lineage: Eukaryota; Metazoa; Cnidaria; Anthozoa; Scleractinia; Merulinidae
Biological process (GO): signal transduction
Molecular function (GO): protein binding
Source: RefSeq, a predicted model, not a curated record
UUUUUGUUUUGAUGGCAAAACUCAAUGACAGAUGUUUCUGUUACUUUAUGGCCACCAUGAUGGUGCUUCUCUGAAGGGAACCAACAUGGCAUCUCCAUACAAAGCUCUCUAAAGUUAGACACUGUUCUGAAUUACACGCGAAUGAAUAACCACACAGACCUAGAUCUUGGUGAGGUUGUUAAUAUCAAUCCUCUAUCGAUAUCAUAUCCCAGCCUCUUGACUUAAUUUAUUGAAUGAAUGGUUAUGAUUUUUAUUUUUGAUGGAGUGACACUGCAAACCAGCCAUAUGCAGACCUUAAACCUUUAUAAUGUAUGGCCUGACUCUCAUUACAGAACCAAGAAAUGAAUAUACAGGAUAGGCCAUCCUGUGAGGGAGGACAGGUACAGGAAAGAAUUCAGCAGGAAGGGAAUGAUGACAACCCUGUGAGUCCUGAGAAUCAGCAGUCUGAAGAUGAUGAAGAGAAGAUAAAUACAUUGAAAAUGUCACAGGAUCUUAUUAAUCACCUGUUAGCUGCACUGCUAAAUUUUUCGGACCUUCAUGAUGAGUUCUGUUUGGCGUGCAGUGAAGUUGGAAUAGUACAGCUCUUUGUUGAUAUGACUAAAGAUCUCCAAGAUUCAGUUCCAUACCAUGUGAAAUUUGUGAAUCCAAAAACACAGUAUCUCUCCAAGUACACAUCACGUGGCAAAAUGCUCUCUAGGACCCUGGGGAAUCUUCAUAACUUAUCGAAACGUGUGCCGAUAAGGACAAACUUCGCUGCUUCUGAGGCGGUAAAUGUGCUUGUACCUCUUCUCAAAGCUGAAGUUGCAUUUUUCAGUGCUAAGAGCUUGCUUGUGUUAGCCUGCUUGAUCGAUGAAGAGAACAAUCAUCUGAUCAUGGCAGAUGAAGAACCAAUCAAGUUUCUUACAAGCAUUCUGAAAAAAGCCAUUGGAUCAUCCACUCACAGAUAUUUAGGCCUGUCUGCUUCGGAACUUGCUGAAGGACUGACGCAAAUCGCAGUCAAUGAUAACAACAAGAAAACGAUUGCUCAGUGUGGAGCCAUUCCAAUCCUUGUCAAAAUGCUGCAAAAUGCUAAAGGAGAUGAGGAGAAACUGAGUGCGUGCAACACUUUGUGGACCUUGGCGUUUGAUGGGGAUAACAAAAAAGAAAUAAACAACGAUGACUAUGCUAUUUUUGAGCUGAAAAAACUCCUGACGUCAGAGAACAGCCAAAUAAAGCGAGCUGCCGCUGGUGCAUUGUGGGAAUGUGAAGGCAAAGAGAAACAUGCAGAGGAGAAACAACACUCAGACAGACUGCAGCUAGCGACAGACACCAAACACGUAAUGAUAAGUUACCAGUGGGAUGUUCAAACACUUGUGAUUCAGUUAAAAAACAAGCUACAGGCGGACGGCUACAAGGUUUGGAUGGACAUUGAUGAGAUGGGCGGCUCUACACUGGAGAGCAUGGCCAAGGCUGUGGAAAAUGCCAGCGUCGUGUUGGUCUGUGUGUCUCAGAAAUACAAAGAGAGCCCCAACUGCCGGUCAGAAGCAGAGUACACAUUCCAGCUGCAUAAAGACAUCAUUCCGUUGAUGAUGGAAAAUAAAUACAGACCUGACGGAUGGCUUGGCUUUAUAGUGGGCUCCAAAUUCUGGAUUGACUUCAGCGAAAAACAUAAACUGGACAUGAACGCGGACAAGCUCGUGAGGGAACUAGGAGACAGAGGGAAAACCACAGUCCAGGAAACUAUUGUUCAAGCCGCGGUUGAGAAUGUUGUUGAUGCUUCACCCCAGUCCUCUAUAAGAUCCUGGACCCACAGUGAUGUAAAAAGUUGGCUCAAGGAAGUGGGAUUGGAAGAUAGGUUAGAUGCUAAAGCUGUGCAACGGUUAGAUGGUCCGAUGUUGUUGCGGCUGCAAGAUCUAAGAAAAGAAACAAGUCCGGAUUUCUUCUACACGUCAGUAAGAACAGAGUUCAAACUUGGGAGCUUGUUCGAUUUGCUGGAAUUCACAGAUGCGCUGGAUAAACUGGGAGGAUAGUGGUGUGUCGAAUCAUUCGUCGGCGUACUAGCAUUGGAGCUAAAUGCAACCAGCAAGGUCACUUCUUCUGGAAGCAGCAGCCAAUGUGGAGUAAAUACACC